AUGGAUAAUAAUCUAAUUUCCUGUUGUUGUGGUAAACAGUGCAAAGGUAAAAAGGGCCUAAGAAUGCACCAACGUUCGUGCAAAACAUUCAAAAAUUUAAAUAAUUCGAUAAAUUCUCCAAAGGACCCUAACGAUGAUUCCAUCAUUUUGACACCAGCAAACACUACCACCGCAGAAUUACCACAACUAUCACUUCCGCCUCACCAUCGAGCGACUCCAUCGACGUCGUCGUCAGCGGGUGUCGCCGCGGCAGAGAUACCACUACCAUCGUCCCCGCUUCACCAGGUGACAUCUCCGUCGUCGUCAUCGUCAGCAAAUACCGUCAUAAAAGAUACUACACUUCCAGGGAUAAAGUUACCUAAAACAACAAUUCAAUGGUCUGAGAUCAACGCAUACUUCCAUUCUCAAAGAUCAGCUCUACCAAACAUCACCGACAUUGAUAACUUCACCAUCAAUUUCCAGUCAUCAAUAUACAACUACUUUGCUUCAACCUACGGCACAAUUAAACAACAAACAAAUUCAACAACAAUAUCCGACAAACCAAUCAAAAAACUAAAGAAGGAACUGAAACAACUAAAGCUGCUAGGCCGUAACAACCACAACUUCGACCUUCAAAUUAAAACGCUAAGCAAACAAAUAAGAUCAAGGAUAGCAUCAACAAAACAAAAUAAACUUGAAAAAACACUCAAUAUCACAAACCAAUUAAAACACAAAUUUUGGGCGAUGUGUGAAAAAUUAUUCAACCCGGCGCCUAAUUUGCUACCUCAGUUUGGCGUCGACAAAUGUAAACAAUUUUUCAACAACAUUUUAAACGAUCAAUCUUGCAAUAAACAUUCCCUAUCAAAUUGGAUUAAAACAUUACCAAACCCUUCAAUAGCCUGUGAUACAAAUCCUCCCACGUUUAAUGAAAUCUCUUCAAUUAUCCGGAAAUGCAAGUCGAGAGCAUCUCCUUGCCCUUUGGACCAGAUCUCUGUUGGCAAAUCAUUCCACAUCCUUGGGCCAUACACUGCAAAACUUCUUGACGCCAUUGAUGAGUUUACCAACGGUUUUUAUAAUCCUUUUAUUCUGUCUCUAAUCGAUAUAAAUUGGACUGAUAAUUUUCGAUAUAGCUUAAUCAAUAGUGUAAUAUCGUCAUCUUAUGCUUUGUACUGCGAUAGAAACAAUGCGUGA
Molecule: messenger RNA, 1170 nt
Organism: Helobdella robusta
Lineage: Eukaryota; Metazoa; Annelida; Clitellata; Rhynchobdellida; Glossiphoniidae
Exons: 3
Coding region: 1-1170 (389 amino acids)
Source: RefSeq, a predicted model, not a curated record